Messenger RNA from Cuscuta campestris, 2535 nucleotides. Lineage: Eukaryota; Viridiplantae; Streptophyta; Magnoliopsida; Solanales; Convolvulaceae. The record is from the annotation of a GenBank genome assembly.
CAAAGGAUUUUAGGUUCAAAUAGAAACAUCCAUGUCAAAUUCAGCAACUUUUUUGAUUAAUUUAAAAUUUGGCCAAAAAAUUUAAAAUUUUUUUUUAAAAGCUUUUCUCUCUCUAGCCAUGUCGCGGCGACGAGGAAGGCCAAGGAAGAGGACGACGCCUAACAAUACGCCGAUGAACGAUCAAAACAAGAAGGAAAUACUAAAUAAUACACCGGAGAGUGAAUCUAAAGUUUCGGAAAAGGGAUCUAAAGGCUCAGCAAACCCUGCGAGUGCAAUUCAGCUGGAACAAAUUGAGAAUGAGGAUGCAGAUCUGUUGAACAAGGAGGAAGCAAUUCAGGAUCAGGAUGUUCUGGAAGUGAAUCCUUCAAAACCGGAAGCUCUCUCGUAUGCAGAUAUUGUGGUUGGAAAUCUGGAUCUACAGUUUAUCCCUGCGACUGAGGUAAAUGGAAACUUAGUUGCCCAGCUCACUAAAGAUGAUGUUAUUGAACCUUCUACUUACUGGAAUUCAUCAGUUGUUUGUUGUAUACUGGGGGCUAAUCCACCUCUGGAGGUGGUAAAGGGCUAUGUUAAACGAAUAUGGAGUUUGUUUCCCAUUGAUGAUGUGGAUGUGCUGAAGGAAGGACAAUUUAUAGUGACCUUCUCAAAAGAAGAAGACAUGAAGGAAGCUAUUAAAAGGAAGUAUUACUAUUUUGAUAAUAAACCGGUUUUGGUACAGCAGUGGAAACCUGGAAAGAAGAUCAAUCUGGAAGAAUUGAGAGACAUUCCUAUAUGGGUUCUCUUCCCAGAUUUGGAUGUUAAGUACUGGAGUUUGUCUGGACUAAGCAAGCUGGGCAGUCUGAUUGGGAAACCAGUGAAAAGGGACAAGGCUACAGCUAAUAAAACUAAAUUUGCCUAUGCCAGGAUCCAAAUUGAAGUCAAGGUGCAUCAAGAUUUCCCACAUGAAAUUGGAUUUAUUGAUGAGACAGGGCGAGUAAUUUCCCAAAAAGUAGAAUAUGAAUGGUAUCCCUGUAUAUGUUCUCAUUGCAAAAGGAUGGGACAUAUGCAAGAGAUGUGUAGAAGGAAAGAAGCCACAAAACAAAAUGAGAAAUCUAGAAAUAUGGUGUGGCGUCCUAAGCAAACAGAUGGUGCCACAGAAAAGAAGGAAGAAGGACAAGAAGAAGCUCCCAAACUGGACAAGAAGGUGGAUGAACAAAAGGUCCCUAAUCAGAACAACCCUAAUGAGGAAGAAUUUACAACUGAUAUAAUUAAAAGAGGUGAUACUAGUGAAGCCAUGAUCAACAGGGAAAUGGACACCAUAAAGGAAUUGAACUGGAAUAUGAAGGCAGCAAGACUUAUGAAGUAUCAAAGAGUGAAACAAGAAUGGAUUCAGGAGGGGGAUAAGGAUUCCAGAUUGUUUCAUGCCUGGGUUAAAAAGAGAAGACUGAACAACCACAUUGGGUCUAUUAAGAACUCUGAAGGGCAGUUCUGUGUGACAACUGCUGCAUACUCGAUACAACUUGAUGGAGAAAGCUUUGGCCAUUUCAUGGGAGGCAAGGGACUAAGACAAGGGGAUCCAGUCUCCCCCUUGUUAUUCACCUUAAUCAUGGAGUAUUUAACCAGAGCCCUCUCCUACUACUCAAAAAAUGACAGAUUUAAGUACCAUCCUAGAUGCAAGGCUCUUAGUUUAAUCAAUAUUGUGUUUGCUGAUGAUUUAAUUGUUGCUUGCAAGGCUGAAGUUGACUCCAUUGAGUGUAUCCUUUCCAGCCUUAGGCAUUUCAAGGACACUAUGGGAUUAACUCUUAAUUAUAACAAGUCUCAAAUCUUUCUGGGAGGAGUCACAAAUGAGAUCCAGAGUGAAAUCCUGAAGAGAAUUGGUAUGGCUAAAGGAGCUUUUCCAUUUAGAUAUCUAGGUGGACCUAUAACUGCCUCCAGGAUAAGUGAGAGAUAUUGUGACGUUCUGGUGGAUAAACUAACUAGGCAAAUUACUUCCUGGACCACAAAAAAUUUGUCCUAUGCAGGUAGAGCCAAGUUGAUUAACUCGGUUCUGUAUGGUAUUAUUUCCUUCUGGAGUAGGAUAUUCUUGAUACCUAAAAAGGUAUGCAUACAAGGGUUAAAUGGCAUGACUUGGUUUGGAACAAAUGGUCCAUACCAAAACACAGAUUUAUUGCUUGGCUUAUAUGGAAAGGGAGAAUUCAUGGACAUUGAUACCAAAUGUGUGCUGUGUGAGGAGGAGGUAGAAUCUGCUGACCACCUCUUCUGUACGUGCUCUUUUGUUGUAUCAGUGCACAAGGCCCUUCGUCCUUGGUUGAGACAUGAUUUAACUUCUACAUCACUAACUAAGCUGAAGGAUAAAAUGUGGAAAGGAAAGAAUAGGAAGGACAGACUGUGGAUUGCCUCGAGCAUAGUAGCCUGCUGCUAUUAUGUGUGGAAGGCAAGGAACUCCAAGCUUCAUAACAAGAGAGAAGAAACUAGUGCAAAAGUUGCUGAAGAGGUGAAGACUGUGUUAUCCAUGGCAGCGAACAGAGGGGACUGAAUCAAUGAAGAUUAGCCAUUGGU